AUGUAUUCAAUUAAAACAGAACCUUAACCAAUUGCAAUAGUUAAUUUAUAAAUGAAUGAUAAAGAUGAAGAAAUAAGAGUUUAUGAAGGGGAAAAUGUAGAAUAUAUUGUUAGAUUAUUUUGUUAACAAAAUUAAUUGGGAUAAGAUUGUGUUCUCUAUUUAAUAAAUCAAAUAAAUGAAUAAUUACAAAGAGAAUCUUCUCCUAGAUUUGGAGAAAGUUUUGGUUAAAAUAAUAUAUCUCAUUAAUUACUCUAACCUAGUUAUAGUUAAUAAAGUGACUUUGCUUUUACAACCUAAGAUAGUAGUGUUGAUGAAAAAUUAAACUCAGCAUAAAAAAGUUAUGAAAAAUGGUAAUAAAUCAUAAAUAAAAAAACAGAUCUAAGAUUAUUAAAUAAUGUAAAUUAAAAUACAGUUUUAUGGAAUGUUCCUAGUUCAGCCAGAAGUAAAUAAUUUUAAAUUUAAUAUAGCUUUCAACGAUAAUAAAAAAAUCUCAAUAAAUGAAAAACUUUAUCGAGAUGGUUUGGAUAAGUAAAAAAUAAAAUUAGAAAAGACUCAAUAAUAUAAACUCUAAAAAUCUUAAUUAGAAUAAUAAUAAGCUACUUUCUAACCUUUAAUAUCUCCUAGAUCAAGAUAGAUGGCAGAGUUAAAAAAAUUAAGUAGACCUGAUUGUUCUGUUAAUAAUAUUGGAACUCAAUUAUAUUAAAAGGGUUUGGAUUUGAAUUUAAAGAAAGAAAAACAUCGUAUGUAAAUUUAAGAAUAGGAAAGACAAUUAUCUCCUUUUAAACCUAAAAUCAUGGAAACAAGUAGAAAUCAUUCUCAAAAUAGAUCAAAUACUCCAAUUCAUGAAAAACUUUAUUGUUAAGCUCAUGAAGAUAAGAAAAAAAAAAAAGAAUUUUAAAAUAGAGAGUUUUCUAAAAUUCAUCCAUUCCAUCCUAAUUCUUCAAAAAAUGAAAUUAAACACACUCCAAUUUAACAAAAGAAAUUAAUUGAUAAAUUAGUAAAGGAAUAAGAAGAAAAAUAAAAAAGAAUAGAGAAAAAAAAGUAACCUUAAGAUUUUAUUUAUUAGACAAGAGUACUAAAUUCAAACUUAAAAUUAAGUCACUUUCAAACCAAAUAUCAAUAAAGAUGCUACAUAUAAGAAGGUUAGUUAAAUUAAAGAACAUGAAGAUCUUAAAAUUGCCAUUGAUUUAUAAAAAAUGCAAUCAUGUUUAUAUAGCAAGAAUUCUUUUAAUUAAUCUGAAAAAAGAAUUUAAUCAUAAUAAAGUUCUCAAUCCUUAUUUGAUUUGAAUAUUUAGAGAAUUUUCAAUCAAUUAGAUAAUGAUAAGGAUGGAUUUAUCAGCAAAGAUAAUCUAAGUCUAAAUGAAUUGGAUUUUGAGACUAUGAAAAUUAUUGAAGUGGUUUUAAAUUAAAUUGAAGAAGACUCAUAUACAGAGAUUAAUUUAAAAGGAUUCAAGAAACUUUGUGAAAUGCAUCAUUUGCAUUAAUAAUUAAAUAGUUUAUGA
Messenger RNA from Paramecium pentaurelia, 1502 nucleotides. NCBI's taxonomy places the organism in Eukaryota, Ciliophora, Oligohymenophorea, Peniculida, Parameciidae. The record is from the annotation of a GenBank genome assembly.